Molecule: messenger RNA, 618 nt
Organism: Zygotorulaspora mrakii
Lineage: Eukaryota; Fungi; Ascomycota; Saccharomycetes; Saccharomycetales; Saccharomycetaceae
Gene: PUP3
Product: proteasome core particle subunit beta 3
Exons: 1
Coding region: 1-618 (205 amino acids)
Biological process (GO): proteasome-mediated ubiquitin-dependent protein catabolic process
Cellular component (GO): proteasome core complex, beta-subunit complex; proteasome core complex
Source: RefSeq, a predicted model, not a curated record
AUGUCAGACCCAAGUUCUAUCAACGGUGGUAUUGUCGUGGCAAUGGCGGGCAAAGAUUGUGUCGCCAUUGCAUCAGAUCUACGUCUAGGAAGUCAAUCUCUAGGUGUAUCAAAUAAGUUUGAGAAGAUUUUCCACUAUGGCCAUGUAUUUUUCGGCAUCACAGGUUUAGCAACUGAUGUAACAACACUAAGUGAAACGUUUCGGUACAAGACAAACCUAUAUAAGUUGAGAGAGGAAAGGCCCAUCGAACCAGAAACAUUUACACAGCUGGUUUCAUCCACACUUUAUGAGAGAAGGUUUGGUCCAUAUUUUGUGGGCCCCGUAGUGGCGGGUCUCAACUCGAAGACGGGAAAACCAUUUAUCGCUGGAUUCGACCUAAUUGGAUGCAUUGACGAAGCAAAGGAUUUUAUUGUGAGCGGUACUGCAUCUGAUCAAUUGUUUGGUAUGUGUGAAUCACUUUAUGAACCUAAUCUUGAAUCGGAAGAUUUAUUCGAAACUAUAAGUCAGGCUUUGCUGAAUGCUGCAGACCGUGAUGCACUAUCCGGUUGGGGCGCUGUUGUAUAUAUUAUCAAGAAAGAUAAGAUUAUCAAAAGAUAUUUGAAGACUAGACAAGAUUAA